CCCGAGAGUUUGGGGCUGACUUUAAUUAAUCAAGAAGUAUUUGUUGAGUUUAGUUCAUUCAUCAUUCCAGAAGUACCUAUUCAGGGCUCAAGGAAAAUGGGAAAUUUGGAAGGAUUGCCAGGCUUCAAAGACUGUUUAAUUUACAGGGUCCAUGAUACAAACCUAAGAGGGUAGAGGGACGGUCACAUGAAGCACAUAGCAAGAAAGUAGCCAUCUACAAGCCCGAAAGAGAGCUCUCAUCAGAAACCAAAUUUGCUAGCACCUUGAUCAUGGACUUCUAGCCUCCAGAACUCUCCCACCUCCACUGAAGAUCCUAGCAAGACAACAUGCCUCCCAAGAAGCCUGAGCCUAAGAAGGAAGCAGCCAAGGCCGCCCCAGCCCCAGCCCCUGCCCCAGCUCCUGAACCCCCCAAGGAACCUGCCUUUGACCCCAAGAGUGUAAAGAUAGACUUCACUGCUGACCAGAUUGAAGAGUUCAAAGAGGCUUUCUCGUUGUUUGACCGGACGCCAACUGGGGAGAUGAAGAUUACCUACGGGCAGUGUGGGGACGUGCUGCGGGCCCUGGGCCAGAACCCCACCAACGCCGAGGUGCUGCGUGUCCUGGGCAAGCCUAAGCCUGAAGAGAUGAAUGCCAAGAUGCUGGACUUUGAGACGUUCCUGCCCAUCCUGCAGCACAUCUCCCGCAACAAGGAGCAGGGCACCUACGAGGACUUUGUGGAGGGGCUGCGCGUUUUCGACAAGGAGAGCAAUGGCACCGUCAUGGGUGCUGAGCUUCGCCAUGUCCUUGCCACCCUGGGAGAGAAGAUGACCGAGGCUGAAGUGGAACAGCUGUUGGCUGGGCAAGAGGAUGCCAAUGGCUGCAUCAAUUACGAAGCCUUUGUCAAACACAUAAUGUCUGGGUGAAGCAGACCCGUCUAGGGUGCCUGGCCCUUGGCCUUAGCCUUUCUGGGGUGAGUUAAGCAAGAGGCCCAGAGUGACUGAGCUGGAACUGGGGUCCUGGACUUAACCGCUGUGCCACAGCCCCAAGGACUCCCUGUAAAUAAACAGUUUGAGCAA
This is a messenger RNA of Leopardus geoffroyi (Geoffroy's cat), 1055 nucleotides long. It is a transcript of the gene MYL4, whose product is annotated as myosin light chain 4. Bases 327 to 902 code for a protein of 191 amino acids. The record is from RefSeq and is a predicted model, not a curated record. The transcript is spliced from 9 exons. Gene Ontology annotation, cellular component: myosin II complex. Gene Ontology annotation, molecular function: calcium ion binding. NCBI's taxonomy places the organism in Eukaryota, Metazoa, Chordata, Mammalia, Carnivora, Felidae.